AUGUGGAUGCAAUUUAGUUUACGAGGAAAUUACAAGUGGUAUGAUAUAUUGCCUACUCUUAUUUCCAACUACAAUAAUACAAAACAUAGAACAAUUGGAAUGAAGCCUAAAGAUGUUACUUCAGAAGACGUUGAAAUUUUAAAAGAAAGGAUCUCUAAACUGAGAAAAAUUCCUUUAAGACGACCAAAGUAUAAAAUUGGUGAUAAAGUUCGAGUAAGCAAAUAUAAAAACGUUUUCGAGAAAGGAUAUACACCCAAUUGGACAACAGAAAUAUUCACCGUGGAUCAAGUUGUAUCAACUCAACCAGUGACUUACAAGCUCAAGGAUUACCAGGAUCAACCCAUCAGCGGAGGAUUUUAUGAAGAGGAACUUCUUAAAGUAAAAUAUUCAGAUAUUUAUCUUGUGGAAAAAAUUCUCAAGACACGUGGAAACAAAGUUCUUGUCAAAUGGCUUGGCUUUGAUAAUUCUCACAAUACGUGGGAAGAUAAAGCAAAUGUAUAA
Leptopilina heterotoma is the source of this 501-nucleotide messenger RNA. RefSeq lists its product as uncharacterized. The transcript has a single exon. The record is from RefSeq and is a predicted model, not a curated record. Bases 1 to 501 code for a protein of 166 amino acids. Lineage: Eukaryota; Metazoa; Arthropoda; Insecta; Hymenoptera; Figitidae.